CGAUCGGGGCUCAGACCAGGCGACGCCGACCCUGCCCAAGGAGUCCCCGCGUGUUCGCGGACGGAGGGCGGGAGAAGGGCGAGCUGAGCCUACCGGUCCUCCAGCACCGACUCCAUGGGCGCCACCCCGUCCGUGUCCACGGCGCGCAGCUGCUCCGCAAACUCGAUGGCCGCCUGCAGCCGCUCCACGCCCUCGCGGUUUCGGAAAUCCACCAGGGCCAGGCGCUCCAGGUGCUCGAUCAGCUCGGCGCUCACUCGGCCGCCCGUGCAGGGACCGGGGGGCGGGGCCUUCCCUGAGUCGCUCCCCGCAGACCGGCAGCUCUCGACUCGUGCUCCCUGCGUCCUCGCGCCGGGGCUCAGCCCUUCCCGCAGCGCCGACUGGAGCGUCCGACGCCACAUCUCACCUCCUCUCACUGCCGGGUCACGGUCGCUUCACACGGACCCAGAAAGGGGCGCUCCGGUGUGACGUAAGCGGCGCGCCGUCGGUGACGUCAGCAGCGCCGUCGCCGUUCCACUGCGGGGCUGGUCGCCAUGAACAGCGUGGGAGAGGCCUGCACCGACAUGAAGCGUGAGUACGACCAAUGCUUCAACCGCUGGUUCGCCGAGAAGUUCCUUAAGGGCGACGGUUCCGGGGACCCCUGCACCGACCUCUUCAAACGCUACCAGCAGUGUGUGCAGAAAGCAAUCAAGGAGAAGGAGAUUCCUAUAGAAGGGCUGGAGUUCAUGGGCCAUAGCAAAGAAAAGUCUGAAAGCUCUUCUUGACCUUGACCACAGCCUUCAAGAUGACCUUUUCAACUACAGACAUUAAGACACCAAAAAGACUGUGGUCUCUGAAGAUGACCGCUGGUUUUCUGAGCUUUUUAGAGGAGGGUUCCCUUAGGUAUAUUUACAAAAGGGUCAUGUAGACCUUUAUUAUUUGCUUUCAGGUGGAUGGCACCUAGCUGGGGUGGCAUCUUGCAGUACCAAACAUGGCAUGAGAGAAAUUCUUCAGACGAUCAGAAUGUUAUUCGGUCUGCUGCACUUAUACUGUGUUUGCACACAAAUAUAGACACCUGUACUUCCGAGUCAGGAUGGCUUAGGUUGUCCCGAAUGCUGAAUCCAUGCUGCUAAAUAGUAGAUUUUGGGGUUUUUUUUUCCUGGAAGCACACCUCUGAUGCUCUGUGAGUGACUCCAGUAUUUAAAUGGCAACCAUUUUGUUUGGAUAAAGACUGAAUGAUGGUUAAAGGUGUGAAGCUAGCCAAAAAGGGAUCUGCCUUUAAGAAACAACUGCCUGCUUCUAAGAAGAGGAUUCAGAUGGAAUAAAAAAACAAGUUCUUGAAGGCUUCUAAGAAACCAUUUUGAGCUCCCAAAAUUGGUACUAAGCACACAAAUUAAGGUGACUCCUACUUUCCUCUAAAUCUUGUCAGUUUAGCUAUGAAGGUACUAAAAUAUGCAGAAAUUUGAUUUUCCUGAUUCUGAGGCUGUUUCAUUAAUGAUAAAAGUGACUAUUAAAAAAAGUGCUCUGAUGGAAAUGGCACCACUCACAGCUUGAGCUGUAGACUAUCCAGGGUAGGUUAGUGGAAGAGGGUUGUUUACAAGGCCUCUUGACUACCUUGACGCUUAAUUGGAAGGGAAUACUUUGCUUUAUUUGCCUUAUUUGUCCAUCAUGUUCUAUAAUAUUUGAAAUCAGAGAUGGAAUAAAUAACUGCUCUUUGGUUUAUAGUUUCUUAUCGACCUCACAGCACUUUUAAUGGACUUUGUUCAUCUCCAACAUGCCUGUGACACAGGGUAGAGUCUUGUUCUCCCAUGUCUAAUCUUAUGUUAGAAGAAAAAACAAACAUUACCUCUGAGCCUGGUGGCAUUAUAACCCAGACCUCAUUAUUUGCAUGACUCAUCAGCAGGAAUGAGUCUCUCUUUGGGUAAAGCAAAUUCCUAUUUUGGCUUCUCAAGGCAGAGGUAUACCAUCUGAGUGAGUGAGUGAGCACAGACUACCAUGAUGCAGGCAGUCCACUGGUUAAACAUCAUUACCCGUAAACCUUAUGUGUAUCUUGGGAAUUGAGUACUUUUGAUAAUGGUCAUUUAGACUGUAUUGUAAUUAAACUUAUUUGUAUAUUUAA
Messenger RNA from Trichosurus vulpecula (common brushtail), 2095 nucleotides. It is a transcript of the gene TRIAP1, whose product is annotated as TP53 regulated inhibitor of apoptosis 1. Lineage: Eukaryota; Metazoa; Chordata; Mammalia; Diprotodontia; Phalangeridae. The record is from RefSeq and is a predicted model, not a curated record. Bases 531 to 761 code for a protein of 76 amino acids. The transcript has 2 exons.